This is a messenger RNA of Paramecium octaurelia, 901 nucleotides long. The record is from the annotation of a GenBank genome assembly. Lineage: Eukaryota; Ciliophora; Oligohymenophorea; Peniculida; Parameciidae.
AUGUAAUAAGACAAGGAAAUUGAUUUUAUAAGAAGAAAAUAUUGCUGGCAUUUAUUAUCGCUAUUUUUGACACUUUUAAUGAUUGCCUUUAUUCUUGGAUCAGAUAUCAAGUGUAUAAAAAGUGAAUUAGAUCUCAGUUAAUUGAUUUGUACAAUUCUAGAAAUUAUUUUUUGCCUUUUAGUCUUUAUUUUAACUUGCAUGGAAUUAAGAUAUUUUUAUAAAGUAAAACAUAACAAUUUUACUUUUACAUACACUUCUAUAAUUUCAUAAGGGUGCUUGAAGAUUAUAAUUGUUUGCUUAAUUAUAAUUUAUUUGGCAAAUCUCAUAAUUGAACUUAUUUAUGAUGUUUAAUUGACGAAUAAUUAAAGACACAAUUGUCAUUACUUUGGUUUCACAAAUCAAAUAUACUAAUUUAUUAUUUCUGGAAUCAUUUUAAUUUGUUAGUUAAUUAUGAUGUUUAUUCCAUAUAAAAUAUCGAAAACAUUAAUCUCGCUAUCUAAUUAGAAAAAAACCUUAUUUCAAGAUAUUUUUCUAAGUGACUUAGAAAAUGACUUUCAGGAGUACAAAUUAUAAAAUAAUCAAUAGCAUAACCGCAAAUAAUGGAAACUUCUGUAUUAUUAUGGCUCAAAAACAAUAAAAUAUAUGCUCUAUCCCUUCUUCUCAGCUAAAUAAAUGCAUAUGCAAAUUAUGCACUUCCAAAAUCAAAAAUAAACAGCUUGUUACAAGGCUUUUAUGUACACAUUUAUUUCAUGAUUAAUGUUUCUAGAAAUAUGUUCAAAGUAUUAUGAGAUAAAAAUCUUUCGUUUUAACUUGUCCCAUGUGUGAUCAAGGUGUAAAUGGUGACAAAUAAACAUAAUUCAUAAUAUACGAAAGAAAAAGCAAGGGAAGCUACAAGCAUUGA